AAGAUCAAAACAACAGCAAUAACAAUAAUAACGAUAAUAAUAACAAAAAAAAAUUUGGUCAGAAGGGUUUUGUGGCAGUAAAAGUAAGUGAAUAUAUAUUCUAAAUUGAUUUAUUCGUUAAAACAUUUGAGUUGAAUACUACUCAUUGUUUCAAUGUAGUACAUGGAUAUGUAUAAUAUUGAUUUGGGCAUAAUUUGAUAAAAAAGAUAAUAACAAGUUUCAUUAUGAUAUCGUACUUUUAGAAAUGUAGUGAAUGUGGCGAAGCAAUAGCGGCAGCCUUGAGACAGUGCCCUUUCUGUAAAAGGGAUUGCAUCAAAAGGAGAAAGGUUGCAAGCAACGAAACUUGCAACCUUACAAGAAGUAAGAGGAAGAUCGAAGAUAUUGUAAGUUGUUUAUUCCUGGAUAAUCAUUAUUAUUCUAUCUGCCGUGAUAUAAAUUGGAAUUUAAUCAUAUUUUCAGAGCAAUAAUAUAAAGGAUGUCCUCGGUUACGAUGUUGCAGUUGUGUAUGUGCGAAAAACACCAUUUAAUCGCACAUACAUUGAUAUCAAGGCAACAAACGGUCGCAUGACCGAUUUCCUAUUUAAUGAUGGUGUGUUUACCAGACAAGGGCAAGCAUUGUCAAAGUUUUUUGAAAGUCUCCACAAAGAUCAAAAGAACAGUACCUCAGCAAGCAACAGGCAUCCUCAAAAAAACAACAACAUUCAAAAUGAAGGUUAAUUUUUAUAUAUUUAUAGCUACACACAGACUUCCUAAGUAUUGCAAAGAGAAUUGCACCAAGAGGGAUUUGCACCAAAUCAAAUCUGAAUUUUUUUUUAAUUUAUUUUUAGAGUGUGAAAGUGAGCAAUGUGAUGGAGAGGAACAUGGGGAGGAUGUACAGCAGAUUGAAGGUCUGUGGUUUCAAUAAGAUGACGUGAUUUUUUUUUUUAGUCAAAAUAGUUUCCUCAAAUAAUUAUUUUUACUGAAGAAAGUUCAGUCCUACUUCAAAUUUCAAAUUGUCUCUUUGUCAUUUUUAAGGGCUCGAAGAAGAGGUGUGUGAUCAAAAUACAGGUAUAGAAUAAUAUUUGUCCGAUCCGUAUCUUUGCGAAUAAGUGAUCAGUUUCAUGUGAUGUUUUCAUGUUAUGUCAUAGUUAACUGCCAAAAAAAAGAAAGUUUUUAUGUUGUAAAUAACGACACUAUAUAAUAUUUUUGAUAUUUAUAUAUAUUGAGAUGUCCUCAACUUUUAGAUGUAUAUUUUAAACAGAAAACAGUGAUGUAAAACUUUUUUAUCUUGUUUAU
This is a messenger RNA of Hydractinia symbiolongicarpus, 1275 nucleotides long. RefSeq lists its product as uncharacterized. Lineage: Eukaryota; Metazoa; Cnidaria; Hydrozoa; Anthoathecata; Hydractiniidae. The coding region runs from base 584 to 904 and encodes 106 amino acids. The record is from RefSeq and is a predicted model, not a curated record. The transcript is spliced from 2 exons.